AGAGGAAAGAAAAAGGGAGCGAACAAUUGAAAUUUUUUGCUUAGUGAUUGUCUAGGCGAGAAAUAGCUAAGAGCUUCUGCGGCAGAGCCACGAAAAAUACGCACCGAGGCGGAGUAAUAUGAGUAAUGCAGCCAACCAGAAUGGAUCAGGUCUAGAGCAGCAGUUAGCUGGUCUGGACUUGCAGGGCUCCCGCCAGCCAAGUGGGGGUCGCUACGUGCCACCGCAUCUGCGAAAUAAGUCUGGAAGUAACGCGCCUUCUGGCGGGGAUCAUCAUUCUUCUUCCAACACAAGACCAUAUUCUGAAAGAGACAGAGGAGGUGAACGUGAUCGUGAAAGGGAUAGGGAUAGGGAUCGUGAAAGGGGUAGAGGAGGUGGUUCUGGAUAUAGAGAUACACGUUCUCGCGAUGUCGAUUUUGGAAAUUUCGGGAAUUUUGGUGGCCGCAAUAGACGCAGCACUAAUCAAGAAAAUGGAAGAGAUUUUAGAUACCCCACUGCUGAACGUGAACGAGAACGGGAGCGCACGAUUAGCUCCGGAAAUGAUCGUUGGCAAGAACAACCUAGAAACGAUCGCUGGCAAGAGACUAGAAACGAUCACAGAAUGGGUGGUAGAUGGAAGGAUGAAAGAGAGGGGGGAGGAGGCAGAAGAAAUUCUGAGAUUGAUUGGACAAUUCCCACUUCCAGAGACGAACGGCUGGAGGUGGAAUUAUUUGGUACUGGGAAUACUGGUAUUAACUUUAGUAAAUAUGAGGAUAUCCCAGUUGAGGCUACUGGAGAUAACAUACCUCCGCACAUCACAUCUUUUGAUGAGGUUAAGCUGACGGAGAUAAUAAAGAAUAGCAUUACUUUGGCUGGUUAUGAUAAACCUACACCAGUACAGAAAUACGCGAUACCGAUUAUUAUCGGGCGUCGCGAUGUUAUGGCCUGCGCCCAAACAGGGUCCGGUAAAACAGCGGCCUUUUUAGUGCCAAUAUUAAAUCAGAUUUAUGAAAGCGGGCCACGUCCACCGCCACAACAUGUUAAUGCCUCUGGCAAGCGUAAACAGUACCCACUAGGUCUAGUAUUAGCACCUACGAGAGAGCUGGCCACUCAAAUAUAUGAUGAAGCACGAAAAUUUGCAUACAGAUCACGUAUGCGUCCUGCUGUUGUUUAUGGUGGUUCAAACAUUGUUGAUCAAAUGCGAGAAUUAGAUCGUGGCUGCCAUCUUCUUGUAGCAACACCUGGUCGCCUCGUGGAUAUGUUGGGGCGGGGUAAAAUCGGUUUACAUAAUUGUCGAUAUUUAGUCUUGGAUGAAGCCGAUCGUAUGUUGGAUAUGGGUUUUGAACCACAGAUAAGACGUAUAGUUCAAGAGGAUACAAUGCCUCCUACUGGGGAAAGACAAACUCUCAUGUUUUCAGCCACAUUCCCAAAAGAAAUUCAAAUGUUGGCUAGAGAUUUCCUCAGUAACUACAUCUUUUUAGCUGUAGGCCGUGUUGGUUCUACAUCUGAGAAUAUCACCCAAAAAAUUGUUUGGGUGGAAGAACAUGAUAAGCGUUCUUAUUUACUUGAUCUUCUUCAAUCUAGUAAAUUCUCAGAUCCAUCAGAAUCAUUGACUUUGGUGUUUGUGGAAACAAAGAAGGGUGCAGAUAUGUUAGAAGAAUUUUUGCAUCAUGAAGGAUAUCCAGUCACCAGUAUUCAUGGUGAUCGAACACAGCGUGAACGAGAAGAAGCUUUACGUCGUUUCCGUGCUGGUAAAGCACCUAUACUUGUUGCUACUGCUGUUGCUGCCCGUGGACUUGAUAUUCCACAUGUUAAACAUGUGAUAAACUUCGAUUUACCUGGAGAUGUAGAAGAAUACGUCCAUCGAAUUGGUCGUACUGGUCGCAUGGGAAAUUUAGGUCUAGCAACAUCAUUCUUCAACAAUAAGAACCAUAACUUAGUACGUGAUUUGGUAUCUCUUCUGAUUGAGGCUAAUCAAGUACUCCCACCAUGGUUAGACGACAUGUUCUCUGAAGCAAGAUAUUCUGGAGGUGGAUCUCGUCGAACUGGCACCACUAAAGGCCGAUUUAGCGGAUUUGGUGCAAGAGAUUAUCGCCAGCAACCUAGUUCCGGAUCUGCCCGUAACAAUGGUUCCUCCAAUAGGCCUGGAAGUUACGGAGGAAAUUACGGAAAUUACGGAGGUAAUUAUAAUAGUUCGUCGUAUAGUAAUUCUGCUAACAACGUCAACAGUAACGAUCCUGAUUGGUGGGACAAGUAAAUCGUUAUCACCGUUUCUAUUUCCACUUUUACCAUUAUUACUACCGUACACGUAAAUUCAAAUAUAUGUAAGAAAGACACGUACGACAUACACAUCGGAUACAACACGCACGCAUUUGCGCGCGCGUAUACGUAUACACAAGAAAAGACAGUAUCACGUAUAGACACAUCACGUUCGCUGACUGCCUGUGCACUACAAUUUUCAUUCUAAAAAAAAGUAAUUGUGUUUAUUCAAUUCCAUAAAUACUUUUAUUCGCGUGCGACGAACCAUAAUUGGCAAAUCCUAAGUACAAUUCCAACAUCAAUAACUGCGAAAGGAAAUUAUUGUACGAUGUGGAAGAUGGUGAUCUCAUUCUGAAGAGUUCUAAUCAGGAUUUGUCAAAUGCUAAGAAAGGUAUAAGAUCCUAUCAAGGUUUCGUUGUCGUGCGUGUUGAAGAAUACAAGUAGUAUAAUCAUUAAUGAAUCAAAUCGAGCAAUCGUUAAUGUCUAAAUAAGACAUAACGGUAUGACACAUAGUAGGUGAAGAAACUUAGUGAAAUUUUUUAGAACUCCUGUCAAGACUAUGGGGCUCGUUGUGGCUUCAUGAUUUAAAUUUUUGAAAGACGUGGUGGGCGUAUCUUCGAGAAGUGUGGCGUGUAAAUUCGAGUAAUCAUAGAGCUUUAAAUGCACAAGUGCUUUAUUAUUCUCGCCUGAAUGGCCAGUAACUUGUGUAGUUUGAGUUAAACCAAUGGCGCCAUUUCUUUCUCUUUUAUUUUUUUUUCUUUUUGUUUUAACGUGUAUGUCUGACUAAGCGCCUAAGAUACGCCGUAUCGCCAUCGCCAUAGAUUUCUUGACGAUUCCUGUUUUAAAUUUACUAUAGUCCAGCGACGAAUGGUACUUUGUUGUUUUGCCGUCCCCAGACAAAGACGACGUUGCGCCGGCAAUAUCAUGGUUUAAUCGACUAAAUCGUGUAAAGUUUCUAGUAGUCGAAAGCUUUGAUAUUAUGAACAGGAUACAGGCUGCGUCUUGAGAUACUUUUAGAAAUCCCGCUUAUAUUUUUGUUAGAUCCCGUUGAUAUAUAUAAGUAAAUUUUAAAGUUCAAUGCUGUAAAGUUGUUGCUUCUGUAACCCAUGAUUUAAAAGAGCUUGUUUUAUUUAAACGUUUGGUCAUCGCAGUUAGGGUAGGCUGAAACAUUUCACCACACUGUCAGGUAUAUUUGUACCUGAAUUUUAACGUUCUCUAAUUAGAAUUUCUAAACGUAACAAAGACGUUGUCCUGUGAAAAUGGUACGGUGCGUUAUAAAAAAAAUCUCAGAUCGCAAUACUGGAUGCGAGUGCUCUAGAACGAGAAAGCUUACAUUUUAAAAAGUGAGUAAAAAUACGGUUGCAGUUACAGAGGAGGAACUUUAAAAGAGAUAAAAACAUAAAGAGCGAAAAAACAUGCGUUGUUAGUUGGCUCAACUUUACAAGAUGAAAAAAAAAAAAAAACAAGAAAAUGUAUACAAAAGCAAGCCCUUUGAAAUAAGGAGGCAUAAG
Molecule: messenger RNA, 3746 nt
Organism: Habropoda laboriosa
Lineage: Eukaryota; Metazoa; Arthropoda; Insecta; Hymenoptera; Apidae
Gene: bel
Product: ATP-dependent RNA helicase bel
Exons: 8
Coding region: 119-2233 (704 amino acids)
Biological process (GO): cell differentiation; gamete generation
Cellular component (GO): nucleus; P granule
Molecular function (GO): RNA helicase activity; RNA binding; ATP binding
Source: RefSeq, a predicted model, not a curated record